Molecule: messenger RNA, 1783 nt
Organism: Brassicogethes aeneus
Lineage: Eukaryota; Metazoa; Arthropoda; Insecta; Coleoptera; Nitidulidae
Source: the annotation of a GenBank genome assembly
GUCAGAAAUGACGGAGCUGAAACGUGUCUCGAGUCUAGAAUUUCGCGCAGUGAAUGAGCUUUUAAAGUGCCAGUAGAGUUUUUCCGAUUGAAGUUUCUGACUACAGUUUGAUCAAAGGUGUUAAAAAAGAUAUGUCUUCUUAUCUUUUAACCACCUUUACAGUAACGUUGGCUGUGAUAAACCUAUGUACCUGUGCAAACAUAUUUAUGAUAACAAUGGGUGGCACAAAGUCACAUAAGAUUCCGUUUUGGGAAUUGGCAAGAGGGCUCAUACCCCGAGGACACAACAUAACCUUCAUGAACGCUUUUCCGGCGGAUUUCCUAAUGGAAGGACUCGAAGAAAUUACUCCCACCAAUUUAGUGUUUUACGUGAAAAAUUUUACCAAUUGGGAUCUGGUCGGAGCGAGAAUGAGAGGAGAGGAACCUGUACCUCUUUAUGAUAUGUUUAGGUAUGGACAUGAGUCUUGUGACGCCCUUCUAUCAGACCCAGAAACCAAAGAUUUUCUUUACUCCAGGCAAAAAUUUGAUCUCCUAAUACUGGACGGAGCAUUUCCAGAAUGUGCAUUAGGCUUUGUACACCAUUACAAAGUGCCUUUUAUGUAUAUUAACACUGUGGGUUUCUAUGUGGGGUCUUUGAACAUAGCUGGAAAUCCAACUCCAUAUUCCAUUACUCCGUUUUUGAAUAAGCCUUAUACCGAUAAUAUGAAUUUGAUUCAAAAAACGAUUAAUGCCUUUUGGCAUACAGCCGGUGUGGCUAUGCAUUCAGUCAUGAUCCGUUAUUGGAUGCAGGAUGUUUUAGUGAAGCAUUUUGGUGAAAAUGUUCCUUCAAUAUAUGAUAUGUCGAAAAAUGUGAGCUUUAUUUUACAAAAUGCACAUGCUACAGUGACUUAUCCAAGGUCAUACUUACCGAAUGUAGCUGAAAUUGCUUGUAUACAUUGCAGAAAAGCCAAAGCGUUGCCUCAGGAUAUCGAAGAGUUUAUUAGCGAAUCAGGAGAUGCUGGCUUUAUUUAUUUCAGUAUGGGUUCUUCAGUAAAAGCGGCCAAUAUGCCUGAAUACUUGCGAAGGAUGCUUUUUAAAGUUUUCAAGCAGUUGCCGCAAAGGGUCUUGUGGAAAUAUGAAUCCGACAAGGAUAUGGCCGAUUUACCACCAAACGUUAUGCUUGGCAAAUGGUUACCUCAACAGGAUAUUUUAGGUCACCCAAAGCUUAGAGCUUUUGUAACGCACGGCGGUCUCUUAAGCAUGUUCGAAACGGUGUACCAUGGUGUGCCGGUGGUCACUAUGCCAGUAUUUUGUGACCACGAUUCGAACGCUGCCAAAGCCGAAGUCGAUGGUUACGCCAUAAAAUUAGACCUAGCAGCCUUAAACGCAGAGUAUUUACUGUGGGCCAUUAAAAACAUUAUCUACGACAGAAAGUAUCGAAAAGAAGUCAAAAAACGGCAAUAUCUUUUGUUGGAUCAAAAGGAAACACCAUUACGAAGAGCCGUGUAUUGGACCGAGUACGUGAUAAGGCAUAAAGGUGCUAAGCACUUCCAGUCUCCAGCGAGAAAUUUAAGUUUUGUGCAAUAUUACUGUAUAGACAGUUUGGCGCUUUUGUUAGUAGCCUUAGCUUUAAUAUGGUAUUUUUUUAAAGUAUCCUUUAAGUUAUUCGUUAGGUUUGUAACAGGCAAUAUUAGUAUAAGUAAAUUUAGAAAAACGAUAAAAGUCGAGUAGGUUUUGUGUGUGUGUUUUUGUACAGGGUUUAUAAUUAUGUGUGUUUGUGUGUAAAUAAAGUAAUAAAUCAGUAA